Messenger RNA from Stylonychia lemnae, 528 nucleotides. The record is from the annotation of a GenBank genome assembly. NCBI's taxonomy places the organism in Eukaryota, Ciliophora, Spirotrichea, Sporadotrichida, Oxytrichidae.
AUGGCUUAAUAAACUUUAGCAAACUACUUGAAGACUAUUCGUGAUACUUUAGACGCCACUCUCAACCUAAGAUUCUUUCCUUCAGAACUAGUAGAGAGACAAACCCAUCCAGAGAUCGAGUUCCAGGAUAAUGCCAAGCUAUUGAUGAAGCCUCUGAUAAUAUCAAAGAGUGAUUAGGAGAAGUGCUUGGUUGAGGCAAGCAUCAACAGUGUCAGAGUCAGCAUUGCAAUCAAGAAAAAUCAAGACAUCGAGGUGCUCUUGACCCAUAUGCUUGAAAGAUUCCUAGCCCUCAGAGCAGACAAGUUUUACAUCAUGAGAAAGAAGCCAGCUCAUGAGAAUUAUGACUUCAGUUUCUUAAUCACUGACGAGCACUUGAUGAAGUUUAAAAAGGAAGAGCUGAUCAACUUCAUCCUUGAGUUCAUCCAGGGUAUUGACAAGGAGAUCAAUGAUAUGAAACUGGCUAUUAUUAACUAGACUCGUAUUGCAGCUGCAUUCUUCACAAAUGCAUUAGCCAAUAACCCAAUUUGA